CACCAGGGGUGGGUGGGGAGAAGAACGUGUUCAGACUGUAAGAACCAGAGGAGGGAUUCGCGCGCUCCUCCGGGGAAGAAGACAAUUCACUAUUCCAACUCACUAAUAAAUGCGCCAGAAAACCUGCAAUCAAUUCAGCAUGAGAGCGGCACGAGUUCCUCGCGCAGCGUAUUGUACUCUACUGUAUCUGUAUUGUAUUGUAUCUGUAUUUGUAUCGUGGCAGCACCACAAGUGACAUGCACAUUCACACCCCCUCUCUCUGAGAAUCAUCUCAUCUCUCGCCUUAUCUUCUCCGCCGGAUUCUUCUUCCUCCUCGUUCCCGUCGACGCCUGCAUUCGCCGUACUUCCCUGAGUAAUCUAGGGUUAUAAGAAGGACAUUCGAGAAUGGAUGCAUCCCGGCUUGAGGACGUCUCCAAGGAGUUCUUGGUGAACGAGCUGAUGGAUGUAUUGGUGGAGCCUCACUUGCCAAUGCGCAUUCCUCCCGGACCUCCGCCUCUCAAUAAGCAGGAAUCCGUAGCCAAACAGCUGCGUGCAGUUGUGUUGCUUUACAACUACUACCACCGGAAACAAUAUCCACAAGCAGAAUAUUUGGAUUUUGAGGCAUUUUGCAAGUUGGUUGUUACUCUAAAGCCAGUUUUAGCUUGGCAUAUGAAUUGCAAGCCUCAGUCAGAUUCUGUGGAGUUAACUGACUUUGAAAAGCAGUUUUCUAUAACAGAAAGAGCAAUCCAAGAUGCAUGCAACAUAUCCUUGAUUCUCGAUGCAUCGCAAACUAAUCCCGCUAUAGAAGGAUGGGGGAUUUCAAAAGUUUCUGUUUUCUUAGUUGACCAUAGCAAGGAAAAAUGUUUCCUGAAGUUUGGUCUUGUCAAUGAUGGGGUUUGGUCUGUUCCUGAAAAAGAUCUUAGUGCCCCAUCCCGUGAUUCAGAACACAUGAAUAAAAGAAAGCGAAUUGGUGAAACUUCAUUAACAAGUGAACCAAAUACCAGUGAGUCAAGAUUACAACGGCUUGCGUUUUUAGCAGCUCAAGAUGCAACAGGUCUUAAACGAUCUGAUCUUGUUGUUUUGGAGAAGCACAUUGUGUAUUCUUUAAGCAAAGCAAAGACAACUGCUUGUUUUUACAUAAUCCAAUGCAGUAAACCACCAAAGCCAGAUUUUAUAAUUCCUGUUAAAGACACUAUCAAGAGCUUGCAGGGCCCACUUUUAGAUAAGAGUUCUGGUCGUUGGUUUACUACUCCUGUUGUGGAGAAUUUUCAUUUGCUUCCUUAUGCCACUAUCUUAUCAGCCUGGCAUUUGCGGGAUAAAACUCCAAGUGGUUUGCAAAAUUCAAUUUCUAUAUGCACUAGGGAUGCAAACGAAAAUACAAUGUUGGAAAUGGGGGAUACAAGCAUCAAGAUGCUGGGUAGCUCAGAUAACAAAUGCAACAAUAUGGUUUCUGAAAUAAAUGAGAACUGUGACAACAUAACUAAUUAUGCAAAUUCUAGUAGCAAAGAGGUGGGAAAUGACAUUGCAUCUUUCAAAAUGGGAGAUACAAGCAUCAAGAUGCCAGAUUUCUCAGAUAACCACGACAUCAAUGCUGUUUAUGAAAUAAAUGUGAACAACAACGAUGGUGCCAAUUAUACAAAAUCUAGUGGCGAACAGGUAGGGAAUGAAAAUGCAGCUCCAAAGAUGGAGGAUACAAGCAUCAUGAUGGCUGAUUGUUCAUACAAGCACUGCAAUGAUGUGGUCGGUGAAAUAUACAAAAAUUGCAACAUGAGUUCCCAUCAAGCAAUUUCAAUUGGCGAAGGGUUAAGGAAUGAAAUUGCACACUCAAAGACAGGGGACACUAGCAUCAAGAUGUUGGAUUUCUCAGAUAACCACUGCAACAGUAUAGCUGGUGAAAUAAACAAGUGCUAUGACAUGAGUUCCUGUUUUGAAAAAUCAGGUGGCGUAGAGGUAGGGAAUGAAGUUUCAUCUUCCAAAAUGGGAGAUACAAACAUCAUGAUAAAGGAUUGCUCAGAUAACCAUUGCAGCAGUAUGGGUUGGGAAUUAACUGAGAAGCGUGACAAGAGUACCCAUGAGUCGAAUGACCAAACAGACGAUUCAAUAGAUGUUGUAACAGGGGCAGCUGGAAAAGAAAUUAUUUCAGCAUCUAAGGGAAAGGCAUCAGUGGAGACUGUACUUGGUGUUCUCUACAAGAAAAAGGAGGCACUGUGUAAUAAGAAGCGUCGUAUAGAAGAGAAGCUAGCAUUGUAUGAGAAAAGCAUCCAUGAAGUUUUAGAUGGUAGGGAAGAUGAUUUGACACUAGAGGUAAAAACAGUUGAUAAGUUUUGUGAUGAAAUAUGCUCAAUGGGAACUCGCAUCCAAGAAGUACAAGAUCAACAUUUUGUAGACUUGGGUUCUCCUCAAGGUGUGAAUAGCAAGAUAAAUGAAGGUGUUGCUCACUCGCUUCAACAUGCAAGCCAGGAGCUGGAUGCUGUAUGUUCUGCAAAUGGCUGGGGGCGUCCCACAUUUGAGUGUUCCUCAACUUACGGUGGUUUUUGUAUAAAAGUGACGGUGCAAGGAGCGAGCUUUGAAUGCGCUUGCAAUGGCGACAAAUACUCCGAUUCCUUUGAGGCACGGGAUUCAGCUGCCGCUAGGAUGGUUUCCAGGCUGGGCACCAUGACCGACAUGAUCUUCGAGAGCUUUGGCUUUUGAACCCUUUUAUUGUAUUUGUAUUACUGAACAUUGGUUUGGUUUCUGUCUGAUUCAAACUGACUAACUGACUGUUCAUUG
Molecule: messenger RNA, 2748 nt
Organism: Cuscuta campestris
Lineage: Eukaryota; Viridiplantae; Streptophyta; Magnoliopsida; Solanales; Convolvulaceae
Source: the annotation of a GenBank genome assembly